Molecule: messenger RNA, 11199 nt
Organism: Gopherus flavomarginatus (Mexican gopher tortoise)
Lineage: Eukaryota; Metazoa; Chordata; Testudines; Testudinidae
Gene: INPP5D
Product: inositol polyphosphate-5-phosphatase D
Exons: 29
Coding region: 153-3800 (1215 amino acids)
Biological process (GO): phosphatidylinositol dephosphorylation
Molecular function (GO): phosphatase activity
Source: RefSeq, a predicted model, not a curated record
GAGCCCAGGACAAAGUUUGCCUCUAAGACUGACUUGUUUCCAAGCAGGCUGAGCAUAGUUUACAAGGUUCCUUUAAGUCCCAUAUGACACCCAGCUAGAUUUUCAGGUCAGAUUGUAUUGAAGAUUAAAGCAGCAAUACAGCAGCUCUGGCAAUGGAUCAGUGCUGGUACCAUGGGAACAUCACUCGCUCCAAGGCUGAGGACCUGCUCUCCAAAGUGGGAAAGGAUGGCAGCUUCCUAGUGCGGGCCAGUGAGUCGAUCUCCUCGGCAUAUGCACUCUGUGUUCUGUUCCGGAAUUGUGUUUAUACCUACAGGAUUCUACCCAAUAAAGAAAAUAAGCUAAUUGUCCAGGCAUCGGAAGGCGUUCCAGUGAAGUACUUCGACAACUUGGAUGAACUGAUAGAGUUUUACAAGAAGGAGAACAUGGGUCUGGUAUGGCACCUGAGAUAUCCUGUCCAACGGGAAGAGGAGGAGGCAGCUGAUGAACCAGAGGAGGAUGCGGACCCUGUACCAACCCCACCCAUAUUACCCCCACGACCCUUCCUGGUGGCACUCCCAGCAAGCGAGAUGAAAGAAGCGUCUCCUCUGAAUGAAAAUUCCAAGGUGGCAGAAGUCAGCAAACUGUCCCUUUCUGAGACGCUACUUCAGCGGCUGCAGUCCCAGGACACCAGCAGUGUUUCUGAGGAACACCUAAAGUUAAUCCAGGAUUAUCUGCGAGUUCACAUCACCAGCGACUUUGAGAUGGUGCAGAUGGGCUCCAGCAGUCUCCCCCAGCUGAAGAAACUGCUCACAGUGCUCUGCAAAGGGCUCUUCAGUGAGGCAUCUAGGACUCUCCCUUCCCUGGAGUCCAUCCAGAAGGUGUUUGACCAGCAGCUGCCUUCUGGUAUCCAUCAGCGUUCUCAAUUGCUUGGGGAAGCCAGUCCAGUCAAUGUUGUGUUGAAGCUCAAUCAGCUGAUCUCUUUGCUGUCCUCGGCUGAAGAAAAGGUGAAAACACUGUUGAUUGAAGGACCUGAUUCAACACAUCGGCGUUCUCUCAUCCCUCCUGUAACCUUUGAGGUGAAAGCAGAUUCUCUAGGAAUUUCCCAGAAAAUACACCUCAAAGUUGAUGUGGAGCUGGGGAAAUUGAUUAUCAAGAAAGCCAAGGAUGGUCCUGAAGACAAGUUCUAUAACCAUAAGAAAAUUCUGCAGCUCAUCAAGUCCCAGAAGUUCCCUAACAAACUGGUGAUCGUAUUGGAGACUGAAAGAGAGAAAACGCAGCGGAAAGAAUAUGUUUUCGCUGACUCUAAGAAAAGAGAAGGGUUCUGCCAGCUUCUGCAGCAGAUGAAGAAUAAACACUCUGAGCAACCAGAGCCUGACAUGAUCACCAUCUUCAUUGGGACCUGGAACAUGGGUGCUGCUCCUCCUCCAAAGAAGAUCACAUCCUGGUUUCUCUCCAAGGGGCAGGGAAAGACCCGGGAUGAUUCCGCUGACUAUAUCCCCCAUGACAUUUAUGUCAUUGGCACUCAGGAGGACCCCCAAGGGGAGAAGGAAUGGCUGGAAGUUCUGAGACAAUCCUUGCAGGAAAUCACCAGUAUCAGCUUUAAAAUGAUAGCAAUCCAUACGCUCUGGAACAUCAGGAUUGUCGUCCUGGCCAAGCCAGAACAUGAGAACCGGAUAAGCCACAUCUGCACAGACAACGUGAAGACCGGAAUUGCAAACACACUGGGCAAUAAAGGAGCUGUGGGAGUCUCAUUCAUGUUUAAUGGAACCUCCUUAGGGUUUGUUAACAGUCAUUUGACUUCAGGAAGUGAAAAGAAACACAGGCGAAACCAGAACUACAUGAACAUUCUGCGCUUCCUGACACUGGGAGAUAAGAAACUGAGUCCAUUUAACAUCACUCACCGCUUUACUCAUCUCUUCUGGCUGGGAGACUUGAACUACCGCGUGGAACUACCUACAUCGGAAGCAGAGAAUAUUAUCCAGAGGAUCAAACAACAGCAGUAUCCAGAGUUGCUGGGUUUUGACCAGCUUCUCAUGGAGAAAAAAGACCAAAAGGUGUUUCUGCAAUUUGAGGAAGAAGAGAUCACUUUUGCUCCAACUUAUCGUUUUGAAAGGAAUACCCGGGAGAAGUAUGCAUACACCAAGCAGAAAGCAACAGGGAUGAAAUUCAAUUUGCCGUCCUGGUGUGAUCGAGUGCUUUGGAAAUCAUACCCCAUGGUGCACGUGGUGUGUCAAUCCUAUGGCUGCACCAGUGACAUCAUGACCAGUGACCACAGUCCUGUCUUUGCUACAUUUGAAGUUGGGGUCACCUCACAGUUUGUCUCAAAGAAUGAUUCCAAGUACACAGAGUCCCAGGGGCAGAUAGAAUUCCUGAGCUGCUGUGCCACUCUGAAGACCAAGUCCCAGACCAAAUUCUACAUUGAGUUCUACUCCAGCUGCUUAGAAAGCUUUGUAAAGAGCCAGGAAGGGGAAAAUGAGGAUGGGAAUGAAGGGGAACUCGUGGUGAAGUUCAUUGAGGCACUUCCUAAGCUGACUCCGAUUAUUUCAGACCCAGAGUACCUGCUGGACCAGCACAUCCUGAUCAGCAUUAAGUCUUCAGACAGUGAUGAAUCGUAUGGUGAGGGCUGCAUUGCCCUGAGGAUAGAAGCUACAGAAUCGCUAGUCCCCUUCCAUACUGUGCUAACACACCAUGGUGAGAGAACAGGGGUCUUCCAAGGUGAAAUCAAGUUACAGACAUCGCAAGGAAAGCAGAGAGAGAAACUGUAUGAUUUUGUGAAGAUUGAACGGGAUGAGACUGCUGGGCAGAAACCAAAGGGAAUCAGCAGCCUGGAUCCCACCAAAGAGUGGGAGCAAUCUAUCAGAAAAUCAAAAUCUACUCACUUGAUGGCUAAAGAAGCAGCAGCUGUUGCUCGCUUUCGGGGAAAUGCUUCCUCUCCUCCAGAUGCACAGGGCAAGGAUGACAUGUUACGCAGCUCCACCCCCACGGACAUCAGCAAUCCCAACUAUAUGGGGGUGGUCUCUUUCUCUCAGCAAUUCUCUGCACCUGGCCAGCUUAAGCAGAGCCCUUCAUCAGACCAGCCAUCUGCCUUCUGGGCCUAUGACCAGCAGCCUAAAGAGAACGUCCCUGUGAUGGGACACCAGGAGUCUACCUCCACGACUUCCUCCCAGUCCCCCCUGUCUCCAAAACCAUCCAUUCAGCCUAUGACAAACCGAAGUUCUGGCCCCAGGAGUCAAGAGCAUGUGCCAGCUGACAUGGGAAAAGGUGUGGUGGAGUCUUUGCUUCAAGAGGAAAUUCAGCAGAAGCCUGAGAUGUUUGACAACCCACUGUACGGUGCCAUGAGCUCUAAGGGGAAGGUGGCAUCCAAGAAGGAACAGGACUACACCCCGGUCUUGCGAAAGGAGCACCAACUUAUUCUGAAUCAUGGCGCCCUUCUCACUAAGCCGCAUGAUGCCGACAGCAGCAAGUCUUCUAACAAGCAGCCAUCCCCUCCUUUCCUGAUCCCUACGCCCAGAUUCCGGUCCUACACCUGCUCCAGCCAAUCUGAGGAAAAAACUAUAAGUGAAAAGGCUCAGGGCAAGCAGAAGCCAACCGCCUCCUUAGAAAACCCAGCACCACUGAAAAAACCAGUCAAACCCUCAAGGUCUGAAGUAGGUCCAAGCAGUCAGGGACAGUUCAGCAAACCACCUCUUCCUACAAAGAGCCGGGCAGUUCUAGACAUGCAGACUACCAAGGCCCGAGACUACCGGGAGAAUUCAGACCUCCCUCAUCAGGGAAAGCAUCGAACCGAAGAGGGGACAGUUGGUAGGACAGCCACACCGUGACUGCAACAUGGCAGAUGGCAUCCUGGGAGGAACCCUAGAGGGAAGAAACAAGAUUACCACUUUGUUCACAUUACUAUCCUCUGGUCUGGUGUUGAAAGGACUGGGGCAUUCUAUUUUUGAGAGUGUCUCUCUCUCUCUCUCUCUUUAUCAUUAUAAAAGUCUUCUAGCUGAGAAAUUAAGCACAAGUUGUUCAGAUGAAGAAGAGACAGGACAACAAUGACAAAUGCAAGAAGACAAGGUUCCCAGUUAACCUUCUGCAGUGUCACUUUGGUACUUAAUCUAGGAGGCAAGGCAUUAAAUACCUUAAUACUCUUUUGGAGAAGAGGAAGGACAUAAGGACAAACACAUGGGGUGGGUGGAUGGAAAGAGCCCCCUGCACAAACAAACGAAAACCUUUUUCUCGAGUUCCAAAAUCCCAAUCCUGAGUGACAGUUACUCCAAAGGAAGCAUCUUGACAGCGGUACAGCUCCCAGAGCAGGUCACUCCAAUGGAGCAAGGAGUCAGGGGAGGCUGGGAAAGAGUUUGAACAAUGGACAUUUAAGAGUGUCACAUCAUAUAAGGUUUCAGCCUUGUCUCUUGUGGGAACCCCAAGCUGUGUACAGGCAUCCACCGGAUACAGGCAUCCAUGGAGAGUAUGAGGAUUUGUUCCCUGGAACUGCAGCUCUUGUUUUUAGCAACUAGUGCUGUUCUUCCUUCACAAAAACAUCCUGGGGAAGAGUGAAAGGGCAGAACUACACGCAGGAAUGGGAGUGGUAGAUUGGGCCCACGUAUGGUCUAGAAAUGUAGACCUGAGGGGAAAUCAGUCAUUCCAGCCAUUUUAUUUUUGUUUUUAUGGGAGUCACUCUACUUUGAAGGACAUUUGGCUGGUUGGUUUAGUAGCAUCCUAUUAGUUUCAUGCUGACCUUAUUGUAAUUUUGAUCAUUGCCUGAGAACUAAUCAUGUUAACAUAUCUGUAAUUUCUAUAUCCAUGUUAAGUACUAGUGCAGUGGUUUACAGUGAUGCUGGGCCUAUUUGUGACUUGAUCGUUGCUACUGUUCCCUGUUCAUUACUAAAAAAAUAAAGAUUAGACUCAUUUCUAACCGUCCCUUAUUACCUGUCUUAUUUACUUCAUAUUAGUUUAGUGCUCUGCAACUCACUAAAUGAAAAUAGUCCCUGCCCAGAGUCACUUAUUUUGAGACACCAGAAAGGAUCAAAUGCACCAGGAAGGCCAGGAAGGAAUAACUUGGAAGAUUUGAUAUUGUUGAUUUGUUAUCCUCUCCUCCACAAAGCAUCUGCAUUAGGGUGAUUUCCUCCAGUAGCAAUGCAGCUGUACUUGUGUACAUAGGACUCAGGUUUAUAUCUACCUUUUUUUGCAGAACAGGUUUUAUGACUGUGGUAAAAAUGCUUGAACCCAAUCUACAUUCAUGCUUAAUUGGUGAUAAUGGCACUUGCUGAAAGAUAGGUCUAGAUUUUCCUGGAGCAGCCCAGGCCUAGCAGAUUUGGGGAGGUGGAUGUGGGAGAGCGGUCCAUGCAUACAAAAUUCUUCCCAGGACUGAUUUCUCUCCAGUGGAUAUAUUUUUUGUGAAGCACCUGCUCCCCUACACUCACUAAUUUCUUUAACCGUCCUCUUUUAUUUAACAGGGUCUUCCCUGUAGAAACCUAAAAAUUUGUUGGAAGAUUCAAUGGAUGAGGCAUGUUUUUCUUUCACUUCUCCAUUUCAGACUCUGGGGAAUUCAUACAGCUCCUGGCACUGCCUUGGAAUUAACCUGCUUGAAGUGGUGAUUUUAUUGUCUAAUAUGAAGAGUGAAAAUAAUUUUCCUUUUGAAAACCAAGGUGCAUUAGUAUAUGUGGGGGGAUGGGGACUUCUGCUAGAUGUUCUACGAAAAGCUUUUACCCACUGAUAAUGAGCAGUGAGCCAACAGACAAAGCUUUGUACACAGUGUCAGUGUUUUCCCAGUGAGACACUGGAGCCUAAAAAAGUCACUUCUCAUAUUAAAGAAAAUGAAAUACUGAGACAGAGCAAAACUAGCCUCUCCAAGUGGAGAUACCCUUACAAGCAGCACAGCGUCUGGCUACUUUUAAUGCUGGAAUUUGGUACCAAUGAAAAAGUUUGCAUAUGCUGCCUCUUUAGAUGAAAGUGGGUUGGACCAACUCAGUACCUGAAUCUGGAAUGGCAGGUCAAACCUCCAAUGAGGCAUAUAACUAAAGACAGGGUGAGGCUGUGCACCAAGCCUGAGGGAGAAAACUCUGCUAAUCACUGGUUCCUAGAGUUAGAUAAGGGACAUCAGCAAGGUUCUGUAGGGAGUCCCAUCUACUUUUCUUCCUUGGCUGGAAUGAUGGCAGCUGCAGUAUAGUUAUGUGUGGGCAAGGGAGUGUUAAAGCCAGGGGAAAUGGAUCUUCAGAGCUCUGCAGGAGAGAUGGUAGAAAUAUGGGAAAGGUAGACUACCUGUGAAGAGCAGCUCCUGGGAGGAAGAGGAGACAUUCUGCUUUUAUCUUUGUGACAAGGUCAACUGCUCUUAGGAUACAGCCUCAAUAAACUAGCUGGGACUCUUUCCAAGUACUCAUCCUAUAUCUAAAAAGGAAAUAGAUAUGAAUUUCACACACCCUAGUACUGUGGUGGUUCUUUUCAUGGCUUCUCUUCCCAUCUUGUCUAGAGCCCUGAAGAUGUCCUUCAUUGCUUCCAUCCUGCUAUCUUUCUGAACUAAAUAGGACUCCAGAAGUUGGUCCACAAAAGCUGCUCAUUUUAAAGAGGGGUCACUAUUGACCAAGCUGAGUUACUCUCUCCCAGCCAAAAAGGCUGCUUUUGCCAUACUCUGCUGUUAUCCCAGUUAUUUUCCCAUUAAAUUGUUAUAAAUAUUGUGAGAGAAAGGAGCAAGUUGUUGAAAAAACAACUGAUUUCCCUCAAAUAUAUUCCCCUAACUACACAGUUCUCGUAUUUUCUAGUCCUCAAAAUUAGCUACAUUCCCUUACUGUGCUAAUUUCCAUGGAGCUCCAGCUGUCAGAAAUGCUUCAAGUUUUCAGCUACUGUAUGUGAUAUUAUGGAAUACCAUAAGUUGUUAAAAGCCUGGUUCUUGGCCAAGACUAAAGUCUCCAAAACAAGCUUACCUGACCUCCCCAGUAUAGAAUGAGAGUUGCAAGAGCUAUUGCCAAUAUUACAGUAAGAUAGUAUUGUUCCCUUCAUGUAAGGCGAAUGUUGUAUAAAAAUAUCUAGAAGAAAGAGUUGAGUUUAGGAAGAAAAGAGAAACCAGGGGAGACUUAAGGACUAUAAAAAAGCAGGUAGACAAUGUCCACAUACUAACCUUGCUGGUUAGAACCCAGAUGACCUGAUGCUAAGCACUGGUCUUGACUCUGCCACUUGAUUCACUAAUGACCUAAUGCAAGUCAGUUAACCUUUGGGCUUCAGUUUAUCUUUACAAUGCAAGGUUAAUACCUAGCUUUCUAAAACACUUUGAGAUGUUUGCACAAAAGGUGUAUUUUCUGGGGGCUCAGAUAUUUGUGUGUGGAAAGAUGUAGAAUUGCAGGGACAUCUAACUAGCCAAGCUGUCCAAGGACUAUCUGCAAAUCUCUUCAUGUUGGACAAAGGACUUGAGGCUACCAUGCGUGGUGAUGCAAGUCUUAGUUGAUAAUUGUGGCUAGGACGUGUAUGCAGGAUGGACAGGCAAAGUGCAUGAUGCCAAAAAUUUUUUUUUUAAAUUCUUUUCCCCUCUAUCUGCUCCUGAGAAGUCCACAUUACCACCCCUCAAUAUUAAUAUUCAAAGGGUCUUCCUCCCUAUUGUGAGUCUCAAAUAAUCUGCACAGCCACUGCUUCUCUAGGUCAUGAAACCAAACUACAGAAUCAGUAGGUGCAGUGUGGUGGAUUGUGCAUUUGGAUGUCUUAUAUUGCAAAGUAAAGGGGCCUCCCAGCCUGCAGUAACACUGCCAUCUACAAUGCGGUCUAUUACCUGCCAGUUGUGUUCUGUAUAACAUUUGUUACAGCCAGGGUCAGAUACGCAAUAAACUGUACAAGGGAGGACACAGGCUUUGCUGCAUACUAUGCGCAGCUGAAUGAGCAGUGAAAUGCAGCUGGGACAGUAUCACAUUACGCCAGCUGUUCACAUCUGCAACCCCAAUGGCAGUGUGAUCACCUAUGCAUUCCUGCUAGCAAUUUUGGAUGUGGACACGUUACAUGAGUGCUAGGGUUCCAAACAGGUGCUGAGCAUAGCACAUUUCUCCAGUGUAGAGAAAGUGUGAGCUGCAGAGGCACAAGAUGUUAUUUUCUAUAUAUGUAAGCACUUACCAGCUUAUUAUUCAUACCAGUUGUUCGGUAUAUGAAAAAAUCUCAUUAUCCAUUUCCUUUGUUGCCUAUGUUACAUUUUUUUCAUAUACAGCUGUCAACAGAACCAUUUUAGAACAGGUUCUGUUAAGGAUAUUGAACUGAUUGGUAGCAUUACAUGAUGUGAAGUCAAAACUUUCCCACUGCACAGAGGCAUUUUGGUAUAGUCCAACCCGGGAUGGCAGAAGAAGUGUUUAGGUCCAGCUGUAAUUAACCAUAUUUUUCCAUCAUGUACUUCAUGCUGAAACAGAACACAAAAUGAAUCCUGAGUACAAAAUUGCCACGAACGUUUGCUCUCGGUUUAUUGCCAUUAUCUUGUAUUAUUAAUUUUAUUUACAGCUCAUCUUUGCGCCAGCUCCCAAGAGCAGCAAAACAAAAGCUGCGAGUUACACUCAGUGCAGGAGUUGGUUCACCCACGCAGAAUUAUCUGCUGAUUUAGAAUGUGAUGUGCAUGAAUUUGUUCUUAAUUACCACUGUGCUUAUUUCGUUCUCAGUUUAGCUUAAUUUGAUUUCAGCUACUAAAGAUGAACAAAAGCUAGUUUUGCCCAAAGAAACUCAAUUGCUGCAAUCAAAAGAACACGCUAUAGGCAACGGCUCAAGCUGGAUUCUAAUGUUGUGCUGACUGAUGCUGUACCAAAAGGUGUAUUUAGAGAACUGUAGUCAAGGCUCCAUUCUCAAUAACCCCUUACUGCAGAAGACACCACCAUAGCCAUGUAAAUGUGCUCGCCAAGCCUAGAUUUCAAGAAUAUCAAGAUUUUAUUCAAGUUAUGGAAUUUUGCUAAAUGCGUAGGUGGUGAUUAUUAUGACUGUAGUGGUACCUGGAGACCCUAACCAAGCUCUGGGCUCUACUUUGCUAGACACUGCACAUAUACAGAGUAAAAGUUAAUCUCCUGCAUCAUAAGAUGGCAGCCUGUUUUUACUGACCCAUUCAAAGUCAUGUGAGAUGGUAGCCAUUUGGGGAAUGAGUGCUGCGCUUCAGGAGCAGGGAGGAAAUGCGGGGAAAGAGAGAGAUGUGGCCAGGAAAGAGAAGGGGAAAAGAAACUUUGGGAGGAGAGUCUAAAAUUAUGUCUACUCUACACGCGGUGGGAGUGAGUCCAGCUUGUGUAGACAUAUUCAAUGAGAGCUGGUGCAAAGAUAAAUAGGAGUAUAUCUGCAGUGGCAUGGCAAGCGGAGGCACAGUUUAGCCGUGCCAAGUACAAACCCACCUGAAUGUACAUAUGUGCCACCGCUGGCACUACCUGUGCUACCGCAGCUGCACUAUUUAUACUUGCACUUCCUGAAUUAGCAUGAGUGUGUGUACAUGAGCUGGGAUUCACACCCCUAGCCAGCAGUAUAGAGGCAGCCUAAGUGAAGUGAGAGGCAGUCCGGCAGAAUGGAGAAGAGUCAGAGGGGUCCCCAAUAGAGGCAGCAAAAGGAUGAACAAGAGAUGGAGGCUCAAUUGAAAUGGGAGAGGCUGGGUAGGAGAAGGUGGUGGAUACAGUGCUAGUUUAGACAGGAGGCUGAAAGAUAAGAUAACCUUAGGAAGCAGGGGGCAGAAGUGCCAAUGCACUUAGUUUCUGAGGAAGGGGAAACCUCCCCUAUAAUAAACCUGUUCAAGGAUGCACUGCACUAAGUGGACAAAGCUUUUUCUUCUGCAGGCCACUGAGGCACAGCUUAUGCCCAGAAACAUGAGCUUCUCCCCCUUGCCUUAGCCUGCAGAGCUGCAUGUGUUGUUAUAGAAGAUACACAAAUACAGUCCUUUUAAAAGUCACCUGUGGUGCAUGCCUCCUCCUGUGGCUACAAGUUCCACAGGCUGACUUGACAAUGAGAACAUAUUUGGAUACCCAGUUUUUGCUGUCUGGCUAUUAGAUUGUAAGCAAUUAGACGCAGGGACAGUUCUCAUUUGGAAUUUGAUUGUGCCUUUAGAGGGGGCAUUAUGCCUCAGAUAGUACAUGGGGUGGCAGGUUUAUGGCUUUGUAAAGUAUAAUCCCUCCCUGAGCUUCCUGUAGUACAGGAGUGGUGCGUGGAUGGCAACAUCUCUUAAAUUAGGUUAGGCUGCUGUAGAUAGGCAUCACCCACCCCAGGAACACAAAGGGAGCAGUCCCUGCACUUUUCUGAGCACAGGCACUGUGGCUGGCCUAGAGCAGUACUGCAUGGAGGAUCUUUGCAGUACAUGUCCCCACCGUGAACAUGCCCAGAGGGCAGAUAGUCUGGCCCACUGUCUUGUUCACUGCUGCACCUAGUCUUAGCACUUGACAAAUAAUGCCCCCCCACUCACUCCUCUCCUCCACCUCCCUGCAUUGCUUGGGGAGGGCUUUUAAGUGAGGGGGCCAUGGAUCUCUGUUCCAGCGCCCCGGGUCUGUCUCCUCCCCGUGGCAGUUUGCUGUGGAGUUAGGCAGCCUCUGAGCACCCGAAUGGGAUGGGCCCUGCACAUAAAUCAGGUGGCUGAAUAGCUAUCUCCAUCCCCCCUUCCCCCCCACUCCCCGGACCCUAUUCCUGGAUUGCUCUGGGGCUCAAGCAGGAGAUGUGUGACCCCUAGAGGGAGGCAGCAGAGUGCAUGGCCAGAGGCAAAACAUAGGUGCUUGGGAACUUUUACAGAAGAAAUGGAAGCACCAAGUGAGUUUAGGCACUACAGAUUGGCAGCAGCCAAGUGGGAGUUUUGUGGAUUUGAGUGGCACCUAAAUCAGGGGUUAGGCACUUAAGUACCUUGGUGGAUCCAGGCCAGGCUCAGGGAAUCUUGACUGACACUCAUUUAACCUUUCCUUUUUGGAGCAUUCAGCACACAACCCUUCAACUAGUGUACUGAUUUUCAGUAACUGUUUGCAUGAACUUGUUUCAUAUGCAUUAAUCAUCUUGCUUAAAAAUAAAAUGUGAAGGCAUGCAAAUUACUGAGAGAGUCACAGCAAUCAGACUGGAGCACACGCUCCAUGACACACAUGCACCAGUUAUUUAUUUCAUCCAAACCCCAGUAAAGUGUCAUGUACUUCUUGGCUUUGCGAAAAAACAACAAAGCCUUUGUUUUGUUCUUGGGGAACCUAUUUAUGUACACUUUGAAUCAUGCUUGUUGAAAUGUUUGGUUCCCCCCCCCCCCCCACCUAUUAAAAAUUAGCCAGUAGUUGCUCCAAAUGC